AUGGAAUCCGCCAUGUCCUCACGAACAAGCUCUCUCUCUCGCUACUACCCUCAGAUCCUUAUCAUUACCGGUGUCAUAGUCGCUCUUGGUGUCCUUCACCUCCACCAAGUCUACACCUCUCCUCCCAAAAAGAAGCCUAAGCAGCUCCGUCGUCGGAACGCCCAGCGUCAACGAAACCGUCUCCAGUCAUUUAGUAAUACUAACGGUACUACCUCUGCUGCCGACAAUCAUGCCAUUGCAACCGCUGAAGCUCUUCGUCGUCUCGAUGGAACCGUCCCUCCUACCGCUAAUCCCGAUGAAACCGCUGCAACCAGACCACCAGUUGUUGACCCGAUAUCCCUCCCUAAUGAUGAAGCGAUAACUACAAUGCUCAACAAUGCCGGUGUGGCUGCCCGUGGGAAUAGGGAAGAUGGUGGUGAAAGCGAUUUUUCAUACGAUAGGGAAUCAAAGGAUGUCCAGGAAAAUCAAAAUGUUCUCCAACUGUUAUACCUAAUCGCUGAAGACCAGGCAAAGCAACAGGGCUAUGUUCAUCGAGGCGUAACAUGCAAUCUUUGUAGUGCAAUGCCAAUCCGUGGUGUCAGAUAUCGCUGCUCAAACUGCAUCGAUUUUGACCUCUGCGAAUCCUGUGAAGCGCAAGAUAUCCAUCCGAAAACCCAUCUGUUCUACAAAGUCCGAAUACCAGCGCCUUUCCUAGGAAGCCCCCAGAAAACUCAGCAGCCUGUGUACCCUGGAAAACCGAGUAUCAUGGCAAUCAGCAUCCCACCGGAAGCAUUAAAAAGAUUUGCCAAAGAAACCUGCUUCGAACCACCCGAAAUCGAGGCUCUGUACGAACAAUUCAAAUGUCUUGCUGCAACUGAAUUCCCAGACGAUCCGAAUGGCCUGGGGGGCGGUAUCGAUAGGAAAACAUUUGACAAGUGUUUCGUACCAAAUAAUCAUCUACGUCCACCACCUCCAAAUCUGAUCUACGACCGGAUGUUUGCCUUCUUCGACACUGAUGGGAACAAAUUAAUCGGCUUUGAAGAGUUCGUGAAGGGUCUCUCCAUUAAAACUAAGAAACCCCUCCCGACAACAGCAAACAUGACCGAAAAGUUUCGAAGAACAUUCCGAGCUUACGAUCUGGAUGACGAUGGAUACAUAGAACGCAAGGAUGUCCUAAAGAUGUUCAGAGCGUAUUAUGCUUUGCAAAAAGACUUGGUCAAGGAUCUUAUCGCCGGUGUGGAGGAUGAUAUGAUGGAAUCAACGCAAGCACAGAACGUGAUUCAUGGCUCGCAACCCUUAUCUGCUGCCUUUUCAGCUGCGAUUCCGCAUACGGAAGACGCAAGAUUAGUUAAAACCCUCAGCGAGGAGAUUAAUGAUGUUGACCGUGACGCGUUGAAUCCGGAUGGUAAUGAGCUCGGGAGGAGAAGCGAGACCAUAGCGAACGCACUUCAAAGGCAUAGAAGGGAUACUUCGUUAGACAGACUAGCGAGACGGAAUCAGCGAGCGGCAGAACGGUUGCUACGGCAGAUGCGUGAGCGCGACCAGGCGAAUAGCAUUGCUAGUACGACCGGGAAUACAAAUGGGAACACCGAGUCUUCAGGACGAGAACCCCGACUGAGAGAGCUUCUCGACGAAAUUACCGAUAAUACGCCAAGUAGCGAGCAACCUACGGCCUCUCUUCUCCUUGACCAUUCUCAAAGUGUAGAGGGGAUCGUGAAUACUAUCCAACAAGUUGAAGCUGCAAGAGCCAUGAUCCAAGAAUUGAGCAGACACGCGGAAAACGGCGUUAUCGAUCAUGGCAUAUUGGAGCUGUCACGUGAGACGAGGGAUAACUUUGGACAAAUUGUCGAGAAUAUGAGGAGUGCGAAUUUCGGGAAUCUUAUGGACGGAAGGAAUGUAGACAAUGUGGAGGAUAUGAUUCAUGUGCUAAAUAGGAGUACCGAUAGCAUGGAUGAUAUGAUUCAUGACUUGAAUAGAAUCAUGGAGGCACAUGAUAGAGGGGAUAUUACGGUUGCGCCGGCUCCGACUAGUGAAGCUGUAACCGAGGAGACUAACGAGGAUGAAGAACUAGAACAGGAGGAGGUACAAGGGGGAACUCAAGAGGAAUCUCAAGAGGAAUCUCAAGAGGAAUCUCAAGAGGAGUCACAAGAGGAGUCACAAGAGGAAUCACAAGAGGAAUCACAAGAGGAGCCUCAGGAGGAAGACGAACAAGAAGAACAGGAAGAACAGGAGCCUGAAGAAGAUCAUAUCCCAGAUACGGUAAUUGAAAGAGUAGCAACACCGGCACCCCCACGCGAAGAAACAAUCGAGGAGGAAGAACCCACCAACCCAUCGCCGGGCUCAUAUGUCAUCCCCGCCCCGAACUUUGAACCACAAUUUGGCUCUUCUUUCGAUCUCCCAGACGAUUGGACAAGUGGGCUUAAAGAUCCGAUCCGUCGUCCCAUGAAGGAGGAAUUGAAGCUUUAUUAUCUCGAAGAUUACUACAAAUCGGAUGAUGAGGGGAGUGACGACGACGACUAUGGCGAUGACUUCAUCAAAAGAAAGAAACCGGCAGUUAGCAGAGGGCUGGAAAGAGAGGAAGACGUAGGCCGGGAGAUUCUCUGCCAGGUUGUCGAACAGGGUAUCAACGAAAUGCUCGAUGCUUUGUUUUUGGCAAAGGAAAGAGACGGAUUGGAGAUUUUGCUUUCAUCGACUUCAUCUUCUGGUGAUCUGUUACAGGGACAAGCUGUGGAACAGACGGAGCGACCAAAGCCGUCUAACGAUGAAAAUAAGGAAAACAUCGAUAAGACGCCGUCUUCCUCGUUACCGUCUGUUACUUCUGGUCGAUCCCUCCAUAGAGACCCGGAAAACCCUUUUUCGGUUCUCGAUGAUACCGCUGAUUCUGCUUCGCAACAUUCUGCUUCUACUUCUCCUUCCUUAGACGUUGGAGUAGAAUCAUCUACAGCCGCCGCUGCUGCGGGAGCAGGUGCAACUCCACGGGAUCCGUUGGCGACAGUAAGGAAAGAGGUGGCGACGAGAGGUGGGCCGGGAAGAAUUAGUGAGCAGGAGUUUGUGACUUUUAUGCAUAGCGAUAUGGGGAGGCGACUAGGGUUCAUGAGCGCUUGGAUCAGUAUGGGCAGUUUUUAA
This is a messenger RNA of Orbilia oligospora ATCC 24927, 3105 nucleotides long. RefSeq lists its product as uncharacterized. Gene Ontology annotation, cellular component: intracellular membrane-bounded organelle; cytosol; membrane. Gene Ontology annotation, molecular function: zinc ion binding; calcium ion binding. The record is from RefSeq and is a predicted model, not a curated record. The coding region runs from base 1 to 3105 and encodes 1034 amino acids. NCBI's taxonomy places the organism in Eukaryota, Fungi, Ascomycota, Orbiliomycetes, Orbiliales, Orbiliaceae. The transcript has a single exon.